CUGGCAACGGAGAGGUGGAGUGAUGUAGUGGGGUCCGAGCACACCCCGCGACGAGAACAAAGGAACAUUGUAGCCCCGGUUAACGAUCACUGUUUUAAUAGCUCCUACACAUCUGCCUGCACUCUACACUGUUGCUGGGUGCCGAGGGCGCGGUGCAUCGCCGGCCGGGGGGAGGGGGGGGGUGAGGGAGAAGGACAGCUAUUUGUGGAGGACGGGAGAGAGAGAGAGACGGAAACACCUGCCGCUGGUGGCUGGAGGACACUCACAGCGGAUCAGCUGAUCAGAGGACUGGUGCGGGGGGGGGGUGCAGACUUAGCGAGGCUUAUAGUUACAGUACAGUCCGUCAUUCUGGUGGAGGAACCACUCCGAGGAGGUCGGGGCAGCAUGAGACAGCAGGAGUCAGGACGAUUACACGUUAUAUUGUUAUUAAAACACAAUAAAAGGAAGACGUUACACUGA
This is a messenger RNA of Danaus chrysippus (African queen), 459 nucleotides long. The record is from the annotation of a GenBank genome assembly. NCBI's taxonomy places the organism in Eukaryota, Metazoa, Arthropoda, Insecta, Lepidoptera, Nymphalidae.